AUGCUUUUCGCCAGCGAGCCUACACAAUUGCUGCGCGCUGUGGCUGUUACGCUGCUCCUCUGCGCUGCUCUACUCUUGCCACGACACUACAAGAGCGCUUCGACUCGAUGCGAAGAAGUCCUACACACGGGAGAUUGGUACGGCGCAUGCCUCGAACGUCAAUCCAUCUUUUUUCUUGGCGAUAGCAUCGCCAGGAAUCUUUUUGAGAGCCUAGCACGACGCAUCGAUCCAGAUGUACCGCUUCCUGGGAAAGACGACUUGGACGCACGUCACAAGAACCUUCCUUUUCCAUCAGCUCGAAAACCUAAAGGCAUGCGCGACUUGGCGUUCUUCUGGGAUCCCUACUUGGAAAAGCCACAUUUCAUGGCAGAUGGCAUGACCAUCGUCAGUACCGGCUUAUGGGCACUCAAGAAUAAAGGUGCCGAAGCUGUUAGUCAGUUCAAUACGAGCUUACACGCCCUUGUUGAGAGAUUCGAAAUGGGCAAGACGCCAAGUAGUCGUCUCAUCCUGCUGCCAGUAUCCAUGCCAGUCAUUGCUCGACUGAGUCCAGGCAGAGCUGCACUCGACGACAUCACAAGCAUCAAUGCUAUGAACAAGAUAUUGGACGGCUUCACGACUCAACAACAGAUCCACUCGCCUCAUGCUCUCCUUCAGAUGCAGCGUGGAAUGGAUGUGCAAGGUCCAGAUGGCUUGCACUUUAACGAUGCCGCAAACCAAGCACUCAUCAAUGUACUCCUCAACUACGAAUGCAACAAAGCCCUCACAUCGGCCGGUCUCGUCAAGAGUAGUUGUUGUGCUCAACCGCGAGUGCCGCCUUCAAAGCACCUCCUGGUGAUCUUGACCAUCUCUCUGCUUGCUGUCGUUCUGCUUGUCUCACUUUUGAAAGACGACUUACUCUGUAGGCCUCUCUAUUUCGCAAUGGUCCUUCUUACUGCCGUCGGCUUUUACAUCAACUUGGCAGACCGGACGUCUUUCAUGGCGAAGAUUCCCAAGCAGUUUGAGGCAUGGCCUUUUGCAGGAUGGCAUCUUCUGGCGCUUGUUGCUGGUCUGCGUACGCUCAAGAGGGAAGAAAAAGAUCCUGGUAUACUCAGUCGGCACCAGACAGACGAAUGGAAGGGAUGGAUGCAAAUCUCAAUUCUGUUUUACCACUACUACGGUGCCUCAAAACGUCCAAGCAUCUACAUUGGCAUCAGAUGCAUGGUUUCAGCCUAUCUUUUCAUGACUGGCUAUGGUCAUACUCUCUUCUACCUCAACAAGGCAGACUACAGCCUGAAGCGUGUCAUGUCCGUUUUGGUACGACUGAAUCUGUUGACGUGCUACUUGGCGGUGCUCAUGGAUUCGAAUGUCCUCUUUUACUACUUUGCGCCGCUGGUUACGUUCUGGUAUGUUAGUGUUCUCAUCACUAUGCGACUCGGUCAGCAUCUGAAUGACAUCAACGCAGCAGUCGUCUUCAAGGUGCUCAUCCUCAUGCUCGUGUCGACAUUUCUUGUUCGCUUCCCAGGUCUUCUCGAAUCAAUUGGAAGUUUGGCUGGCAAGAUUUUCAAUACUCAGUGGGAUAUGAAGGAAUACCGCUUCAGGAUGGCUCUCGACCUGUAUGCUGUCCCGAUAGGCAUGCUAUUUGCCAUUGCACAGAGGUCGUUCCCGAAAGCCCUCAGCGAGCGUGCUUGGAAAGGCAUUCGUGCUCUUGGACUCAUCAUCUCUCUCAUUACACUGCUCGCCUAUAUCAUCACCAGUCUGUUUGUGACAGACAAGUACGCCUACAACAAGGUACACCCAUACCUAUCACCCUUCGCUGUGGUUGCUUUUGUCCUUAUUCGCAACGCAACCCCUGGAUUCCGCGCAACACAUUCCCGCUUCUUUGCAUUUUGGGGACACAUCUCACUCGAGACAUUUACGCUACAAUAUCACAUCUGGCUGGCGGAUGAUACACAGAAUUUGUUGCAGUUGCCUAUUGCCGAUGCACUGUCCAGUAUUCUUUCACUGCGCGCGACGCGACUUGUCAAUAUGUUCACCACGACGAUCAUUUUCGUUUGGGUUGCGUAUGAAGUGGCUCAAGCGACUGCGACGAUAACGACGUGGUUCGUCAAGAAACCUGAAACCAAGGAAAUUGUUCAUGCUAGUGACGACCUGGAAUUGGAGGCUGUUCUUGCUCUUGAUUGUCUGGCUCUUCAACAUGAUUGA
Messenger RNA from Protomyces lactucae-debilis, 2181 nucleotides. RefSeq names its product 10 TM acyl transferase domain found in Cas1p-domain-containing protein. The transcript has 3 exons. Bases 1 to 2181 code for a protein of 726 amino acids. The record is from RefSeq and is a predicted model, not a curated record. Lineage: Eukaryota; Fungi; Ascomycota; Taphrinomycetes; Taphrinales; Protomycetaceae.